UCUGUGCGUCUGUGCCUUUUGGCUGGUCCCCUGCUGUCCCAACAAACGGGAGUGCUCGCCUCUGAUGGUUCAGGUUUAUCUUGUAAAUCAUAGACUGUAAGGCUAUGCCCCGUCUGUGAAUGGCACUAGACAGUUAGUUUUUUAACCCAAUGGAGUUUCGGAUGGAAAGAUGAUCGCCUCACUUUCUAGAGGAAGUUUGCUAGAUGAUGUUCUUCACGGGGGCUUCAACGAGCAGCAGCUGGUGACAUAUGUGUCCUGGGUGAACACUCAGCUGAAGAGGAAACCAGGACUCACAACCAUCUCUGAUCUGAGGCAUGACCUGCAGGAUGGAGUGGUGCUCACACAACUUAUCGAAAUAGUUGCUGGGGAAGUAUUAGAGGAUGUGUAUCUAGUGCCUCAAAACAAAGAUGAAAGCACAAGGAAUAUUGAAAAAGUGUUGCAGUUCAUUUCCUCUAGGCACAUACGGAUGCCACACAUCUCUGCAAGGGAUAUUGUUGAGGGCAAUCUGAAAUCUAUCAUGAGGAUAAUUCUGGCACUGGCUGCUCACUUUAAGCCCUCAGCCAGUCACAGAGCAGCUUCAAGAAAUGGAAGAACCGCAAACAAAAUCUCGACCAAUCACAACCCUCUGUCGACUGUGGCUCUGGCCCAAGGAGCAGCUGCAGCUCUUGCUUCAGCACGCAUUGAUGCCUCCCAGCCACCAGGCACCACACGUUUGCACAGCAGUUGGAAUUCUGAAGGGGAAAAGAGUGUGUCCGUACGUGCGUUAGUUAAACAAUAUGAGAGAAAAAUCCCAGAUGAGCUGGACAAUGACUCCUCCAACAGCCUGAGUUCUGUCAGUCCCCUAUCCUCUCCGAGAACUGGUCUAGCCAUCCAGUCUGAGAGAAUUCAAGAGCAGCAGCUUAGCAGUGAAUCUAAUGUUGCAGUGGCAACAUCAUGGGAAGAUUCAAUCAGUGAGGACUUGGAGAAGGAGGUCCUGGAGACUCGCAAAAUGGUGUCUGCCUUACAGAACUUGCUGCUUCAUGGUUCGCUGCCUGAGGACGACCUGGAUAUGUCUCUAAAAUUGGAUCAGUGCAACGAUGAACAACAAGUGACCGUACUUCGCAGUCGCUUGGACCAAAGUAUGGAGGAGGCAAAGGACCUCAAGAAAGAAGUGCUGCGCUGCAAGCAAGAAAUUAGAACCUUACAAGGCGUAAAGGAGGCCCAGCAGCAGAGACUGUGCUCUCAGGAGACGGCCAUCCUACAAAUGAAGCAGGAACUACUGAGGGCCAGUAUGACACGAGAUGAACUCAACAACCAGAAAGCAGAGCUACAGUGGAAAGUAGAAGAAUCAAAUAGAUUAUGGGGAGAAUGCAAGAAAGAGAUAGUACAGAAGGAUCGACUCCUGCAACAACUGAGACACAAACUUGAAGAAAGUCAAAAACAACAGUGUGAACUGCAAAGAGAGUUAGAACAUAAGAACACAAUGCUACAGGAGCUAAGGAAUAGAGAUUUGCAACAGGUCACCACAGAUAACAAUGGAUUUUUUAACCCUGGAAAUCCAGCGUCGCUUGUGACAUGUCCGACAGAGGAGGUACAGCUGCUCAGAGAUUCACUGAGGAGUUUAAGGAAUAACUUCCAGGAUCACGACCCACAGCAGCACACACUGGACACUCUGGAGCAGGGAAUUGUGUCACUGAUGGACAGACUGCUUGUGCUGCAUCCGCAUAGGGGACGAGGAAAAUCCCCAAAGCGACAAGAGAUCAAUCAACCCCAAGUCUCUUCAUCUGCCUCAACAAAAUUUCUAUAUUUCACCGGAAAAUCUCCUACACCUUCAAUGAUACACAUACCAAAGAGACUUGGUGAAGUGACUCUUAAAGACGUUAAGGCAGCUGUGGAUCGUGAAGGAAACUACAGGUACCACUUUAAAGCACUGGACCCUGAGUUUGGCACUGUGAAAGAGGAGGUUUUCCUGGAUGGAGCAAUUGUUCCGGGCUGGGAGGGGAAAAUUGUGGCCUGGUUAGAAGACAAUGGUCAAGAGAUGCCUGUGUAACCACAAUGGGAGGACUUGUAUUGUACAAUUUAUCAACUGUCCUGAGAGGCACAUAGACACAUUUUUGUAUUAUUUUAUAUUCACUAGAAACACUGUAUAUUUGAAUUGAUUAGCAUUUGUCAUCUGUCAUC
Boleophthalmus pectinirostris (great blue-spotted mudskipper) is the source of this 2160-nucleotide messenger RNA. Its product is annotated as dixin-like. The record is from RefSeq and is a predicted model, not a curated record. Gene Ontology annotation, biological process: canonical Wnt signaling pathway. The transcript has 21 exons. Gene Ontology annotation, molecular function: protein binding. Lineage: Eukaryota; Metazoa; Chordata; Actinopteri; Gobiiformes; Gobiidae. The coding region runs from base 170 to 2029 and encodes 619 amino acids. Gene Ontology annotation, cellular component: cytosol.